Messenger RNA from Nomia melanderi (Alkali bee), 7913 nucleotides. Lineage: Eukaryota; Metazoa; Arthropoda; Insecta; Hymenoptera; Halictidae. The record is from RefSeq and is a predicted model, not a curated record.
AUGGGCGAGGUUUCCUUGUGCGACGAUUACAGUCUGCCAGUCGACUUCGUGAACAAAAGACGUCCAGUGAGCGCCGCGGCCGCAACUACCACGGUACAGUGGGCGCUGCCGAGUCCCACCGUCGAAAACGCGGAAGUCGAAGUUGUGGAACAAUAUAGCGACCCCAGGGACAGCAAGAACAAGGCGUACGUCGAGCCUGGAGCGGAAUCCUCCCUGCCUACGAUUUACAGCAAAGUAAAUCGCAACUAUUGCCGACCGUAUACGGAUCCGUCAGCUUCAGGAUCCUCCUGCGAGGAUGACGAAGAGGGUCGUCAACGUAGCAUCAGACAGCGAAAGAACAGCCUGUACGCGUCUUCCUCGAUUCGAGCUGUGUCGGUAGACAGAGAGAGAGACGUAGCCUCCGCGGACAGCGUGGUAGUGGACUGCGUGGCAGUGGUACACCUGACAGAUCAAUCGCCGACCGAGUUGAAUCAGCCGGCUCGCCAUCCUUCGCCCUAUUACUACGGUGACCUGUUCAAAGUACCGGAGCAGACGUACAAAUCGCAGCCGAAUAAAUACCGGAAGAGCGUCAGUCUCGACGUUCCCGGUGAGCGGUCCAGAACACCCGGUAUACCGAAGAGGAAUUCGGUGGCGGGUGAUGGUGGUUCAUAUUCGUCUCAGCAACUGCACCCUCCGCAACAGCAGCAGCAGCAGCAGCAGCAGCAACAGCAGCAGCAGCAGCAGCAGCAACAACAACAACAAACAUCGCAGCAGCAACAGCAUCAGAGCCAGGAUCUAGUGAGCCCCACGUCGGGGAGCGAGCAUGCUGUCCAAGCCAGGAACGAGAUCCUCUCGUCGUGCAUCAUCACCGAGUGGGAUCACACCUUCAUGCCUCCGCAUAGACUGUUGAGCCAUGACCUGCCGACCGAGGUUUGCAUUUGCUUCGCAUCGCCAGAAGAGGAGGAGGAUGAGCUAGAUCAGCGCCAGCCGCAGUUAACGCGGCACCAAGUGCGCAAGCUACGACGUACAAGGAGGAUAGAUCCGCAGCCGAUACUCGUCGAGGACGAGGACGACGUGGAGGGAGAGGACGAGGGGGAGGAAGAGGAGGAGGAGGACGCGGAGCUGGAGGAAGACGAGGAAGAGAUGGCCAGGCAACGUCACCUCUACGAGACGGCCUUCGACUGCAAGGUCAAUCGUUCCGACGAUGACCUCGAUGACCUCGACCGGGUUACGAAUCAUCCGGUGCUGCACUCACAGUUGCGUAGCACCAGCGCGAUACCAGUAAGCAGAACGAGCUCGUCGACGGACACGUCUAAGCAGCAGCAGCCGCAACAGGUCCCGUACACAGGACAGUCCCACAGCAGCAAAGAUCGACGCAAGGUCGUACUUCUCCGCCCAAAACCGAUUCCGAGCCGUCUCCAGCAGCAGCAACAGCAGCAGCAGCAGCCUCAGCAGCAGCAGCAGCAAUCAGACAAUAUUUCUACUCUGUCCCAAGAUAUCGAAUCCCUCCAGAUCAACUCGAGCGACGAGAAGACCGGGUCGCCCAGGCUACCAGCCAGAGGCUACACGCCGUCGCCUCCAUCCACGGCCCCGUUGCCGGCCAAGUUCCACGGGAACCGUGACCACUUGCUGCUAAACAUACGCAGCACGCCGAAUCUACCCUCCCAGCCGGACCACCCGCGCCUGAAAGACUUGCGGCUACCUGUGAAAUCUUCGCUGCGGGCCAAGGAGUCCCCGCAGAGCAGCGAGGGCAGCAUACUGGAGAUCAAAAGCAGACCAAAGAAUUUUGCUCAAGAUACCGUCGAGUCCUCCCAGGGGCGACGCUUCGACAAAGAAUUGAUCCUGGAGUUCAAGGGCAGGCCGAGAGAGGAGCGGCAGCGGCCGCGCAGCCUGAUACGCGAGUCCAAGCCUAUCAUGGAGUUCAAAGGCAGGCCCCACGAAGCCGAAAGUGAUUUACUGAGACCCCGUCGGGAGGUGGGUCUCUUGGAGUUCAAACUGCGAACCAGCAGACGUAGACCUGGGUACUCUAGCACCGAGAGCAUGGCGACUAGCAGCAGCGGUGGCAGCAUGGAAUCCCUACGGAGCAGCACCAGCGAAGGCAACAGGUCUACCAGCAGCUCGGAGAGCCGUCAUAGCACUAGCUUGAGCUCCCAUAGUUCCGACAGCGGUAGCACCAACUAUUGCCACCAUCAUCAUCCUCAACCCUCGAUGACUGGGUUUCUAACUAACCACGCGAAUAAGUUGCACAUACUGUCGCCGAUCUCGGACAAGUCGUCCCAGGAGCCAGCUUCCGAGACCUCCGACAACAAUCGGAAUAAUAACUCACAGAAAGCCUCGCCCGAGGAGAACGUCACCACUGAGAACAACGUGACUGCGACCAAUAACACGAAUACCAACUCAGCGAACACUAACACGAACACGAACUCCGUGAGCUCGCCAAUGGACACUUCGUUCAAGAAGAGGCGGGCACCGCAGAAUAAGAAUCUGAUUAAUUUGGCUCUGCAGUCUUCGUCGUCCGGCGACGCGGAGAUCCAAGAACUCUCCGAUCUGCCGUUCGACAUGCCCAAGCUGCGGAGACGACGGUUGCUCAUGCAACAAGACGCAACUACUUCCGGCAGCGCGACCAGUGUGGAUCUGAGGGACCUGCCGUUUGAUAUGCCGAAGCUGAGAAGGAGGCUGAGGUGCAUGCAGAGCACGGAAUCCAGCGGGUCGCAAGCUUCGUCGAGCUUGUCCGUGAGAGACGUCGAGCCGCCUCCGCUUUUUGGCGGCGGGCUGGCGCGUCCGAAGAUGACACUGAAUCUGGACGCCGGGAACGGGGCGAACAGCGCCGGCGGCGCGGGUCAGCUCGCGCCGAAAAAGCCUGGCGGCCUGAGCCUCGGAUUGCCGUUGGAGAUCAGCGCGGCGCGUGGAUCCGCCGACCUCGUCGACGUGGACCUCCCUCUCGAGAGACAAGGAUGGUACCACGGAUCCAUCACGAGAAUCGAGGCAGAAGCUGUCCUACGACUUCUGAGGGAAGGAAGUUACCUGGUGAGGAACAGCGAAUCGACCAAACAGGAUUACUCUUUGUCAUUGAAAAGCGCGCGCGGUUUCAUGCACAUGCGUAUCCAGAAGAACGAGGAGUUGAACGCGUACAUCCUCGGCCAGUUCAGCAAGCCGUUCGACAGUAUACCGGAAAUGGUCCGGCACUUCAGCGUGAACCGUCUUCCGAUACGCGGCGCCGAGCACAUGUGUCUUCUGCAUCCGGUCAUAGCGCAGCUUUUGUAGCGCAUCUAUCGUAGCGCCGUUUAAGGCGCUCCGCAAUCUUUUUGAUAUCCCGUUUAUUCAAUGAGAUUCAGUGAUACCGGAACGUUUCGAGAGCGUACCUACGCACCUUCUCCUGUGUACAGAAGAUCGUUGCUCCACGGAAAAUCCACCGACACCGAGCGGCCGACACGCGUCGCACUUCCAUGAGAACAUUUCCCACGAUUUCUCCCCUCCCCACGCCGUCUCGCGUUUUACGAGACCGCCGCUAAUCACAAAACAUUCCGAGCUUCCGAGAUUGCUGAUCGACGAAACGUGGAGGGGAACGAAGUCGACAAUUGGAACUCUGCGCCCGACGGGAAUAGAAAUACAGUACAAAUCAGCGAGGAGUUUCUGUGAACUCGGAGAGCGAGCGACCUCGGCGUUACAUCGUAUUCGUUCACCUAAAUCCUUUACGGUUGCAUGUCCGUUCGUCGAGCAACUUCGUCAGCGAUAGAGAACGAUCAGUUUCAUUCGGAGUACAGUAUUGCCCGGUUAACUGUCGUCGAGUCGGGUCCGCGACGCGACCGUUAUUCGGGUAAGUAUCAUGGUAGAUACUUGUUUACCUUGGAGACACAGAAUCGGUCAGAAAUUAUAUAGUUAAUUUAUCUAGAUUAUUAUAAUCUGAAACCGUAUCGUUUCCUUCGUGUUUCAUUCAUUUAUUAUCAAUAUUACCUUCGACAUCAUUGCUCCUGAUUAGUAUUGAAUUAUUAUAACGUACACGAAAAUUCAAACAUUCGUUUCACGAAAUCGGUAUAUUUUGAUGUACCAAUAUACUUGAAUUCUAAUUUAAUAUUCUAUAUACCAACGAUUGCUACAAUUUUCAUCGACUCGCGACCGCAAAGCGGGCAGAGGAGCGACGCUUAAACGGGCACGACUGUACUAAGGAUACGGACGCAACAGCGGAGUCCAGCGAUGACGACGCUUCGAGGUCGGAUCAGUCUCGUCUUCCCCAGAAAAGAGAAUUCUUAUCGCGAGCCUGUAUCUCGCGCGCUUUAUUUUCGCGUAGUGGAUCUAGAGUUCAUCCCCCGCGGUCGAUUGGUCGGCAGGGCAGCUUUCGCGGUGAUCGGAUCACGGGAAAUCGUGACGGCCAAUGACUCGGGAGCCAGAGGAGAAAGAGAAACUCCGUGUUCGCUGAGAAGUGUCGAAGAAUCUAGGAGUCCGGCGUCCUGAGUGGAAGAGGAUUCGUGUAGGGUUGUCGCAAGAGCUUUACAAAAUGGUUGUUCCUUAUGCUCGUGGGCUGGGCGGCCACGGGUUUCAUGUAAGAAACUAUCGAUGGGAUCAGACUCGUUGUCUUACAAGCCGAUAAUCUAACGGGGCGCGAGAUGAUACGUAUUUAGGUAAGUAACACAACGCGGUUGGCCCGCGCGGCCACCGCGACUGGAGCUGGAAGCCAAAGAAAACGGAGCUAAGUUUGCGUUUCACGUUCGUGCGAGAGGACUACGGAUCGACGAGGAGCGAACGAAUGGAGGGACGCGCGGCUUAGCGUCUUCGCUGCCAAUAGCAUCGUUGAUACGCAGCGUGUCAACGAUGCGCCAAAGGACACCGGCUGAUAAGUCGCUCACGUGAAAUCAAAGAUAGACAUCGCUUUUCAUCGAUGCUCUUCGUUAUCAGCUAGUUCUAACGCGAAAGUUGGGGUCAACGGAGAAGGAUUUUCAUUUUGACGUUGUUCUCUGAAGGUCUUUACGUUAUGAUGACAAGGUUUGACGAAGACACUUCGUGUGCAUUUACGAGAAAUGUUGAAAAUUGCAUUGAUUCGUGGAUAAAAUAUCCAAAGUGUAAUGCUUCUUAUAACGUUGGUCGUGAGGAACCAUUUUCCAUCGGAACUCUAUAACUCGAAUUGUGUUCUUAAACAGUUGGAUUCGCACGAAGAUCCGCAGUCUAAUCAUAACGUACAGAGACCCCGAGAGUAGGGAUCGACGCCUCUAACAUUGUCCUGGUGGCAGCGAAUCCGUUAAGCAGCUGGGCGUUCAUAAAUUUGCCAAAAACAGUUUUACCGCUAAUCGUAAGAUCAUUUAGUCAGGGUUCUUAAGUUGCUCGUCGUCGUCGACAAGCGGUUAGGCUCAGGACCAGCGAGCUGAUCGACAGAUUAUAUACUCUUUACGUUGGUGUUUGCGAGCGUGCGAAACUGGGAGAGGAUUGUGGACGCGGAAAUGAAUUUGUUUAAUUCGUCCAGGCUGACCUUUGAGCGGGAGGGGCGAGAGGUUAAAGCACGAUGUCGCGUCGUUAGGGCAACGGUUGAGGGGUCAGCCGAUCCGAAUCGUCGAUGGCUCGUCCAACCGAGUCAUCCGUCCGACAGUCUCUUAUUUUUGGGGAGAUUUUUCUGUGAGAAGAGGCAACCGAUACAUAUUUUUUCAUGUGAUAUCAAUUUGUUACAGAGAUAGCCUAGUUUUACCUGUGAUCUGUUACUUAGUUCCCUUUAUCCGUGUCUGUUGGUCGCUGUGUGCAAUAUUCUCGUACGUACGAUUAUUGGUAACGAUAAUAAUUAUAUUAAUACUGAUAAUAGUCAUAGCGCAUAACGAUAAUACUGAUUAAAAUUAAUUACGGUAAUUACGAUAACAAUAUUGCUAAUUAUAGCGUUUAGCACUAACGGUAACUAUUAAGUCGCUGUAACGAGAUGUUUCGGGUAGUCCAGCAACGAGGCGCGCGGCCCGCCGCGACACGAGAGACGUCCGUGGUGUUACAAUAAUUAUUUCGUGCUAAGGGUCUCGAUUCGCAGCCAGGUUGUGAGCGGAAUUUUAGUUUCGUCGCUGGCACCGGCGACGCGUAACCAAAGAUUUUAAUUGUAACUUUCUGUAGGAUAUAUUAGGACCCGCGACACUAGUAUACUUAAUUCACCGAUUAACGUACUUAGUAUCCCGGAAUGUUUUUUCUUUUCUCUUGUCGAACGUUACUGAGAAAAAGCAAAUCUGUGUUUUAAUCAAGCAGUAAUGGUCUAACGGUUUCAAUUUGAUUUCUUCUCUUUACCACUACUCUAUUGAUUUUUUAUAAGAUUGUUCAGCGUUGCCGAAGGGAAAGAAUAUGUUUUUCAUAGUUAUUCGAAGUACAUGUUACGAAUACAAUUGUUUAUUAUACUGUUUAUGUACUGUUUGAACUGUAGUAUUUAUUUACUUCGUAAGUAUGAGAUACAAUUAUCCGUUUGUUGUAAUAUUAAUAGCUUUUUUAUUGAAAUACAGAUGCUUCUCGAUUUCUUUUUUAAAAGUUUCCUUUAGCGAUACAUAUUAUUUAAGAAGCGCACGUGAAACACUGGUAUUCGCUUUUCCUCAGUACCUCCUCAUUCGUUACAAAUCUAUACUAAGUUCUGAAUUAGCGUGACUCGAAACGAACACUAAUCCGAGGAAAGUACCAUUGCCAUUCCAGCAAGUAAUUCAUUUCGCUUCGAAACGAACCGCCGACUAUUGCAACUCGGACACAAUGAAAUUGUACACAAUAUUCGCGGGAAAGAGAAAGCGAAUAUAACUCCGUUAACGCUAAUCCGGGGCGAAUCGUCGCGCUAACCCGUACUCCACAUCAUUCCACACUACACGACGUUUACAGAUCCGAUUCUCCUUUCGCUUCGGUUUCAAUGAAUCGUUUCUUUCCAAUGAGUUUCACGUGUUACACGAAACACACCUACACGGAACACGUACACGCGUACUCAUAGGGACAUACACGUUGUACUUUAAGCUGCCAGUAUUAUUAACUGUAAUCAAUAAUGCAUAUCCAUGUUAACGUUUAAGACAUUAUAUUGUCCCCCUCCUAACGAACGAUUACAAAGAAAAAAAAAAGUAUAAUAUAUAUAUAUAUAUAUAUAUACACACACACAAAUAUAUAUAUUUAUUUGACAUUAUAUUUAUUGCAAUUUUGUCGUUAAGCCGAUGGUCUUGCGUAACGGUUCCCGUGUACACUGUUAAUUUCGCCCGUAAAGAUCGUAGCGUGGUAAAUUCAUGGUAAUCUUUCUUCUAGGUAUUAGCGACACGUAGAUCGGCGGCAAAUUGCCAAGAAAAAUGGUAAAACACAGGAGGGAAAACGGAAACCUAGGCAAGCCGUGAAUUAUGUGGUAGAAGUAAAAACCUUUGUAGAUACUUCCUGUACCUUGAAAUUUAUAUGACGUAGCGUUUAGCUCCAACGUAUAUACACGAUAUACGUAUACAUGAACAUAUAUAUAUAUAUAUAAAUAUAUACAGUAAUAUUACCGGAUAUUACCGUAUAGUCCUUUAUAUAUAUAGGAGAUAUACACAACCGUGUGCGAUCGGAGGCAAACCGAGUUAUACGAGAUAAGUCCGAUAUGAUUAAUAAUUAAUAAUUAUACACUCGAGAGCGCUGUGUACACAUCUUUCAUGUAAACGGAUCUCGAACGGUGUGAUGUGCAAUAACGAAGAGCGAUCUAGUGCGGUCGCAGUGCGCGGUGCGAUUCAGUAUUUUUGUUUUAGCAUGACAGACCACCGAUGUUCCAAAUCGACUUCACUAGAUAGUCUUGUGUACUCCGAAACUCCCUCUUAAUAAUAAAACAUUUAAUAAAAGAACGGGUUUGUACGGUGAUUUCCGUUGAUCCUGUGGUUGCUUGUUCUCUUUUAUUUAUUUUCACCCUUCGACGACUAUCGUAGUCUUGUAUUACUUAUCGUGUGAUCAUUUAUUCGUUCCUCUGUUAACAGUAGAACUACCGAGCACUUAAC